This is a messenger RNA of Erpetoichthys calabaricus (reedfish), 7202 nucleotides long. RefSeq lists its product as uncharacterized. The coding region runs from base 215 to 6802 and encodes 2195 amino acids. The record is from RefSeq and is a predicted model, not a curated record. Gene Ontology annotation, biological process: regulation of transcription by RNA polymerase II. The transcript is spliced from 29 exons. Lineage: Eukaryota; Metazoa; Chordata; Cladistia; Polypteriformes; Polypteridae. Gene Ontology annotation, molecular function: chromatin insulator sequence binding; DNA-binding transcription factor activity, RNA polymerase II-specific; RNA polymerase II transcription regulatory region sequence-specific DNA binding. Gene Ontology annotation, cellular component: nucleus; chromosome.
CCGAAGGCGGUACCCGUCAUGGCUGUCUGAAUUAAAAGGUCUGCGCAGAGAAACGAAACUGAAACGCACAGACUGGUUUCGCUAAAAAGCCUGAAUGACCCUGGAAAGUUCAUGGGGACAAGAGUUUUAUCUCUCUUAUUAUAAAUAACAGUAUAUAGGCUACUAGGUGAAUAUCAAGAGUGCGAAGAGCCCAAGCUUCCUCUGCUAAGUUUAAAUGGGUUCUGUUGAUAGAAUAUCAGUUUACCAGAAGAGAUUCCUUGAAGACUUGGAUCCUGGAGACAUACAGGAUAAAGUGCACAUUUUUGCAGUAGAAUCCAAAGCGAUGCCAAGUGAUCUGACUGAAUUUGCACAUCUCUUUCAUGAGUUCAUUUCUGAGGAAAGCUUUAUAAUACCACCUGAAAUAUGGCGGUCCUGGGACUGGCUGUUUUUCAAAGAGAUGUUGUUAAUGAAAUGUGUAAAGAAAAAAGUUCAGAUUUUUGACCUGCAGCUGGGAGAUUCUGGUGAGUUUAAAGUGGUGGUUGUGGGCUUUAAGGAUGAAAUUAAUCCAGUGUGUCAGAAAAUAUUGAACUUUUUAAAGGCUCAAAAUACUGCAAGCGAGUCAGUGUCAUUUGGGAAAAGAGAAAAGGAGUUUCUGAGUUUUUUCCUACAAACGUCUGAUCUUUCCAAACCUAAGGUAUUAGAUGAAGGAUUAAGUAUGAAAUAUAAAGUUUGUGAUUCAAGGGUUGAAAUAACUGGAACUAAAGCAAAUGUACAGAGAGCUACAACAGAGAUACAAAGAGUCAUCAGUAAAUGUUCUACACAUUCACAGAGUAAAAACUCAGGGCUAAACAUAAGCAUAGAGCCAUUUAAGCAUUUUAAAGUUGUUAUUUGCAGUGGCCGUGAGAAUAUCCAUCUUGGUUCAGAAUCACUUAUAGUCCAAAGCAGCAGUCAUGAAAUACUCUUUGACGGGACGAACCAAGAAACAGUUGUUGGUGAAUUGAGUGAGAUUACUCUUACAGUAAAUGAAGGAUUAUCUGAACUUGGAAAACUACAAAAAGUAAUCAGACUUCAUUGGCAGUGCAAGUUCAACAAGAAAAAGCACACUGAAGUUCUGGAGGCUGCGGUCAUCAAAGCCCUGGAGUAUGUAAAGACACAAGGUCAGACAUCGGUGUCAAUAUGUUGCCCACUGGAUAAGGACCUUAACACAUCGAUUCAAGCUGCAACUGUGGCAGCUGCACUGGAAGGGUUUUGCAAAGCUCAGUCAUAUUUGUUUGUUUCCUCACUGGCUGUGUUUAUCGUCUGCCCCAAUGAUACUGAAUGGGCCAAUAUCAUGAAGAAAAAACUGGAAAUUGUUUGGGCUUACUCUAACAGUGAACAAAAUGGCAUGCAAGAGAUCAUACCUGUGAUUCCCCAGAAUAUCACUGUGCGGCUGGUGGGUGGAACUUUAGAAGAAAAUCAGGUACAAGCAUUAGCUGUUCCAGUCACUGUUUCUUCAAAGACUAAGUCUAUUGAGCUGUCCUGUCUAUGUGCUCACAAGCCCAGUUACAAUCUGGAAGAAUUCUUGCAGAUCCGGUCUCCUUGUCUGGCUGAUAGACUGCAAAAUGGGGAGAUUAUUCCAGUGACCUGUUGGGAUUCUGGGCUGUUAUAUGAAUAUCUGUAUCUUAUUGAGGUGCAAGAUGACUGGGAGGAUCCUGCUGAGAAAGUCAAGAGCUUCAUGAACAAGUGUGCAACUCUGAGUCACCACCUGUUUCUCACUUCCAUGGCUGUUCCAGUUCUUGACCUCAGUGGACAUGGGGUGCCGCCAUCUCAGGUGGUGAAAUGGCUGCUUGAAGGACUGAAGAUGUUCGAAAGGGAGACGUCAUUCUCUUGGCUUCAUUCUGUUAGGCUUGUUCUCAGUCCUGAUUGUACAGAUUUCAGCUUGGUGAUGGAAGGCAUUAAAAGAUCAGAAGAACCACUUGGGAUUUGCUUUGCAGAUCAUCCAUUUUUCAUUCAGUAUUUGCAAGACUCUAAUCAAGCAUUUAUGGAAAUAUCUUUGAAUAUGGAAAAGACAAGUUCCAGUUUUUCAAUAUUUAAAAAGUCAAAAAAACAUUGCCUUUCAAUAUCUAAACAGGAAUAUAUUUCAGCUGAAAUGUCUUUAGCAAAAUGGAAGACAGCACAAGCAAAAAUUUACAAUCGCUUAAGGAGGAGAUACAAUUUAAAAAAUCAUCAUAUUCCUAACUUACCCCAAGUGGAAAAGUAUGAACCAAAUUUGAAAAAACUCCAAUCUAUUAAACUUUAUGAACAUGAAACAUGGGUGGUGGGUUUAACAGAGGAAGUUAAUGAGUACAUCAGGCUAGCAGACCUGAAUCGACACGUGGAAGAAACUAUCUCAAAUGAAAUAUGGGGUAAUCUCACUGCUAAAGCAAUUCAACAUGUUACUGAAGAUUUACAGCUGGAGUUAGAUGCUUGUUUACCUACAGUAAUAGCUUCCCAUGAUACAACGGUGCCACCCAAUAUUACAUUUCUGGGACCUUAUAAAACCAUGUACUCUGCCAUAGAUGUCUUUAAAAAGCUAAUCUCUAAAGCCUUGCUCUGUGUUUCCCUCUCCAACAAGUUGUCAGAUUAUAAAUAUGCCUUUUUGAAUAGCUGGAAUUUAAGUGCUUUAUCUCAGAAACUUUUCCAUUCCAGAUACAUCAAGGUUACUCUGACAGAGCUAGAUAAUUCUCUAAUGAUGCAAGGUGACUCCUUUGAGGACAACCAGCAAGCUAUGGAGGUUCUUAAAGAUGACAUUUAUGAGGCAGCCAUCAGAAUAAGUCGUGCAAGCCAUACUUCAACUAAAGGAGAAAAGUGGAGAAGGCAGUUAGAAGACAUUUUGCACAGGCUCAACACAAGUGAGCAAAAAGUUGAGAUACACACCAUUCAAGACAAAGAUAAUAAUAACUGCAUGGUGGUGGUUGUGGGAUUUAAAACAGAAGUCCAUGCUGCCAAACGAAUACUUAAUCAGUAUUUCCAACAAAACACAGACAUAAAGAGGAUUUUAGAAUUUAAACAGCCGAAUAUAGUUGAAGCAGGUAAUAAGCUCCUGGAUAUCAUUGAUAAAAAGGACUUGUUUGGUGCUGAAGUGGAAGUCAAUGUCCAUACAAACUCCAAGGUAGACGUCAUCCUCAGUGGUACCAGAAGUGAAGUUCAGAAAGCCCAAGAGAUUCUUAAGAGGGAUCUGGAUUCUGUAAUUAAGAAAUCAGUGAAGAUUGAAGGGUUAGGAGCUGCUCGUUAUUUCCAAGAUCCAGAAACAGCAGAAAUUCUAAAAAGAAUCGGAUUGACUUACUUCUGCAUUAUUUCAACAAGGAGACAGUGCAUGGCAUGGCCUAAUGACCCAAAGAAUUAUCCUCUUAGCAAGAUAUAUGAAGGUUUGACAGAACCAGUUGAAUUUGACCUCAUUGGACGACCAGCUGACAUUGAGAAAGCUAUAGGAGCUCUCCAAAGUCACUUUCGAGAUUGUCAGACACAGAACAUGAUAUGUGACCCACAGAUUGAGAAACUCACCCCAAGUCAGCUACAUGCAGUCACAAAAGAUCUGAGUGUCAUUCUUCAUCUUACAAAUAAUGGUCUUUCAUUGGAAGGGUUGAAAAGUCAUGUUGAUGAGGCACAGACUCGCCUUGGAGAGAUGCUAAAAACGGAUAAAGGGAUAAAAAAUCCGGAAGAACAGAAUAUUAUCAAGCAAACGAUUUCAUGCAAUGUAAAGGGUCAGAUUAACAACACUGCGUCAAACAAUGGUUUGGACUGGCUCAGCUUAAUGAGAAACGCUGCAAAAGCCUCUGCAGAUUCUGGAAAAAACCCCAGCCCUUCAAUUAAGAACUUAGAACAACAAAAAAAAGAAAAUUCACACUUUCAAGACAACACUGAUUUGACAGUACGUAAGAAAACAACAACUUCUGCGACUCCUUCUCAACAACCAGAAUUUAAAAAGAAUGAGAACAAGCCAAAGGAUGAAGUUUUAAAAGCUCUCUUGACUGAUUCCAAGGAAAACCUUCACCAGAAUGGAGUGAUGUCUUCUAGUGGUGUUACCUGUGCAGUUCCUUCCAAUGUUUUAUUUGAUUUGCCAGCCGCUAAUUCAUUUCAGCAGCUUUAUCUCCAGCCCAGCUGUGUACCAGGGCAUGUUCCCAUUUUGAAUGCAAAUUUUGAUCAACUGGAUAAUUUCUGGCAGACAACUUCCUGUAUUCAAGAUUCUGCAGUACCUAUGAAUACCAGAGUUGGUUUACCAUUAGGUGAACGGUACUUUUCAAUUGAUGCUGAAGAUAAACAAAAUAAGACUGCUGUCCACAAUCAAGCCAGUGAGCAUAUGAAUAGAAAUCUGACUACCUCAGGCACAGUAAGAACAAGUUUACAGAACUUAGAACAACAAAAUAAAGAAAAUUCACACCUUCAACAAGACAAUGGUGCUUUGACAGUAUAUCAGAAAGCAACCUCUGCAACUCCUUCUCAACAUUCAGAAUUCAAAAAGAAAGACAACAAGCCAAAGGAUGGAGCUUUAAAAGCUCUCCUGACAGAUUCCAAGGAAAACCUUUGCCAGAAUGGAGAGAUGUCUUCUAGCGGUGUCACCUAUACCGUUCCUUCCAAUAAUCUAUUUGAUUUGCAAGCCACUAAUUUACAUCAGCAGCUUUAUCCCCAGCCCAAUCAUGUACCAGGGCAUAUUCCCAUUUUGAAUUCAAGUUUUGGUCAAAUGAAUAAUUUCUGGAAUACGACUUCCAGCUUUCAAGAUUCUGCAGUACUUACGAAUACCAGAGUUGGUUUGCCAUUAGAUGAACUGUACUUUUCCACUGAUGCUGAAGAAAAACAAAAUAAGACUACAGGCCACAAUCAAACCAGUGAGCAUAUGAAUAGAAACCGGACUACCUCAGACAUACUCGAGCCAGGCUGGAAUUUGCAAGAAGACAAUUUCUUUCCAAAGCAAUUCACAACCUCAACACCAAACAGCAUUACUACCCAUCGCGUGAACAUAAAAGAUCUUUUAGUGGAUUAUACCUCACCUAGGCCUUCACCAUUACACAGUUCUUUCCCAUGCAAUUUUCCAGGCUGUUCUCGUUCAUUCGACACAUCAAAUGCAUUGCAGAGUCAUUAUAGGCAGAUGCACACGUCUGAAGGAAGAGCCACAUGCAGUAAAUGUGGAAAAGAGAGCACCAAGAGUGGCAUCACCCAACAUGAGAAGGCAUGCAUGGGAAAUUCAUUCUCUUAUAUUUCUGAAGUAACACCAUCACCAAGCAUUCAAAGUAUGCAGUAUGAUACCGGUCUGGGCGCUAUGUCUGAUGGAUUGUCUUUCAUUACACCCAUCAGUUCAACUCCUGUUACUCCCGUUGUUAAUCUGGGCUUUGACCUCAAGCCAAAAAGUUUAUUCAACAAUUCAACUUUUCAUUCUGAUCCUGUAACUGAAUACACCUUACCUAGCCCCUCAUCAUUAUACAGUUCUUUCCUGUGCCAUUAUCCGGACUGUUGUCGUUCAUUCGACACAUCACAUGGAUUACAGAGUCAUUAUAGGCAGAUGCACACGCCUGAAGGGAGAGCCAAAUGCAGUAAAUGUGGAAAAGAGAGCACCAAGAGUGGCAUCACCCAACAUGAGAAGACAUGCAUGGGAAACUCAAUCUCUUAUAUUCCUAAAGCAACACCAUCACCUAUCCUUCAAAGUAUAAAGUAUGAUACCGGUCUGGGCGCUAUGUCUGACGGAUUGCCUUUCAUUACACCCAACAUUUCAACUCCUGUUACUCCUGUUGGUAAUCUGGGCUUUGACCUCAAGCCAAAAAGCUUAUUCAAAAAUUCAACAUUUCAUUCUGAUCCUGUAACUGAAUACACCUUACCUAGCCCCUCUUCAUUGCACAGUUCUUUCCUGUGCCAUUAUCCGGACUGUUGUCGUUCGUUUGACACAUCAGAUGGAUUACAGAGUCAUUAUAGGCAGAUACACAUGCCUGAAGGGAGAGCCAAAUGCAGUAAAUGUGGAAAAGAGAGCACCAAGAGUGGCAUCACCCAACAUGAGAAGACAUGCAUGGGAAACUCAUUCUCUUAUAUUCCUAAAGCAACACCAUCACCUAACCUUCGAAGUAUGCAGUAUGAUUCCGGUCUGGGCACUAUGUCUGACGGAUUGCCUUUCAUUACACCCAUCAGUUCAACUCCUGUUAUUACUGUUGGUAAUCUGGGCUUUGACCUCAAGCCAAAAAGCUUAUUCUGCAAUUCAACUUUUCAUUCUGAUCCUGUAACUGAAUACACCUUACCUAGCCCCUCAUCAUUAUACAGUUCUUUCCUGUGCCAUUAUCCGGACUGUUGUCGUUCGUUCGACACAUCAAAUGGAUUACAGAGUCAUUAUAGGCAGAUGCACACACCUGAAGGGAGAGCCAAAUGCAGUAAAUGUGGUAAAGAGAGCACCAAGAGUGGCAUUACCCAACAUGAGAAGACAUGCAUGGGAAGCUCAUUCUCUUAUAUUCCUAAAGCAACACCAUCACCUAUCCUUCAAAGUAUGCAGCAUGAUUCCAGUCUGGGCACUAUGUCUGACGGAUUGUCUUUCAUUACACCCAUCAGUUCAACUCCUGUUGGUAAUUUGGGCUUUGACCUCAAGCCAAAAAGCUUAUUCAACCAUUCAAUUUUUCAUUCUGGUAUAAAACAAAACAGUACCAUUAGCUAUGCUCCAUCUUACACUAAAGCUUUCACUUGCUUUUGUGGGAGGUCUUUUGACAGCCAGCGUGGACUGAGUUGUCAUCAUACGCAGAUACAUACAGCAAGUGGAAGAGCGAGGUGCUACACCUGUGGCUUAGAGAGCACUAAAAGUGGCAUCACGAGGCACAAGUGUAAGAAAAGAUAAACGUGUGCCCUGAGAGGACUGCAGCAAGCUCUGCUAGUACACUUCUGAAGACUCUCUGCCAUGUCGCUCACUUGGAGUGGGCACAAUAAACAUAAGAAGAUGUUUGAUAAUAAUAAUAAUAAUUCAUUACAUAUAUCUUUAAUAUAAAGGGUAUGCUCCAAAUUAAUUGUAUGUUACUAUAGGUUCUUUAUAUUAAAACAAAUAGUGACAAAUAUUAAAAAAUCUUGCGUGUGUCCAAAUUAUAUUUAUACUAAUUACAUAUGAAGGAUUUGCACAUAUAAAAUUAAGGUGAUAAAAAUGACUAGGACUUUAAACAAUUUUUAUAUUAUUGGAUAUACUGAAGAUGGGAGGAUGUUUAUCUGUUUUGAGAUAAAAUAGAAAUGUAAAAAUUUUAAAGUGU